GGGCGGGAGUGGGGGGACUCAAUGCUUGGAAUGAAAUGGGAUUUUAAUGCUGCGAACAGCGGACGCUUCGGGGACGGUCGCGCGCUCGGCGAUGUUUGCCAGGGAAUAAAAACGGUGCGUAACAUCUCGUUUCCAUGGACAACACGUCCAUAAUAACACAGGUUGCAAAUCCGAAAGAGGAGGAGAGCAUUUGUUCAAAUCCAGAUAAAGUCUCCCAGUCCAACGGCAGCCUAAAGAAGCAUCGCAGCCGCAGCAUCUUCAGCCCCUUCUUCUGCUGCUUCCGCAAAUACAAUGACUACAAUGUGGAGCCGCCAGCCGCCAACAACAAGUCGCUUCCUCUGCCCCCGCUGCCCGAGGAGAACGGCGGCCCCCCAAAGUGUGACCAGGUCCAGGUCAUCCCCAUCCCCAGUCCGCCGGACAAGUUCCUUCUGCCAGAGGUCGGUACAGAUGACUUUGGCAAAAACUGCGUGGUGAUCGACCUGGACGAAACCCUCGUGCACAGCUCCUUCAAGCCCAUCAGCAACGCAGACUUCAUCGUUCCAGUGGAGAUUGAUGGGACUGUUCAUCAGGUGUACGUGCUGAAGAGGCCCCAUGUCGAUGAGUUCCUCCAGAGGAUGGGUCAGCUCUUUGAAUGCGUCCUCUUCACGGCGAGCUUAGCUAAGUACGCCGACCCCGUGGCCGACCUGCUGGACCAGUGGGGGGUGUUUCGCGCCCGCCUCUUCAGGGAGUCCUGCGUCUUCCACAGAGGAAACUACGUCAAAGACCUCAGCCGGCUGGGCCGGGAGCUCAGUAAAGUCAUCAUCAUAGACAACUCGCCUGCCUCCUACAUCUUCCACCCCGAGAACGCGGUGCCGGUGCAGUCGUGGUUCGACGACAUGACGGACACGGAGCUGCUUGACCUGAUUCCUCUGUUUGAGGGACUCGGGAAGGAGGAGGACGUCUACAGUCUGUUACAGAGUCUGAGGAACAGGUAGCAGACGGCGGCUCCAGCUUGCAGCCUCUCCGACGCUGCAAUGGAGGCCCCGGGCCCCCCCAAAUCCCCCUCCCCCCGAAACCGAGGGGCCCCGGGACUCCCAAUUGUUGUGACUGGAGUGAAAUCCAGAGGCAACAACUGUCGGGAUUCUGUCCAGACUCUUUGUACAGGACUCCUACUGAUGAAAUAUUACGUGACCGUAUGUACAUACUAUAUGUUUCUAAGCAAAACUUACAUAAAGUAAUUUUUCUAUGAGACAGUGGAGGUUUUACUAUUCUAACAAGUAAUAUUUUAGUUACCAAAACAACCCAAUAGACUCCAUUCUUUUGUUGAGAAUGAGGGGCGUUUUGUUUCUUUGUGUAGAGCUGUGCUAUGCAGGUGGUUGUAUCUCGUCUGACCUUUCAUUCAAGCAACUGUGAUUUAUCUUCUCUUACAGAAUGAAGUGCCUUCAUUACUGCGCUGAUUUGGUUGUUGUGUCGGGUUAUGGGGGGGUGCACAUUUUUAUGCUGCAUAUUGUCUCAAAUCUCCAAAUACAUAUGAACUAAAUCCUUUGAAGUUGGAAAUCUGUGCGACCUGGAUAGUAUUUUGCUCGUGAAUUUAAUAAUAUUGUAUUGUUAAAUUUACCAAAGAUUUCUAAAAUUCAAUGUGACGCGUGUUUGAAUGACGUCAUUUGAUCUGCGACACUGAGUAUAAAUUUAAAAAAAAAAGAUUGAAACCCCACUUUAUAGAUAGAAAUCUUUAUGAUAUCAUUGCCGUCCACCAAAAAAACCUUUGAGGAAGUUAUAAUAAAUAGCAAAGAUAACCUGGUAUUCUAUUUAUUGGGGAGUUUGGGUGCAUUGUAAAGAGUAAAGACUGCUGUUUGAAAUCGUACUGUACAACAUCAUUAAAGUUGCAAGUUUGCACUGUC
Molecule: messenger RNA, 1880 nt
Organism: Gasterosteus aculeatus aculeatus (three-spined stickleback)
Lineage: Eukaryota; Metazoa; Chordata; Actinopteri; Perciformes; Gasterosteidae
Gene: ctdspla
Product: CTD (carboxy-terminal domain, RNA polymerase II, polypeptide A) small phosphatase-like a
Molecular function (GO): RNA polymerase II CTD heptapeptide repeat phosphatase activity
Source: RefSeq, a predicted model, not a curated record